Molecule: messenger RNA, 3629 nt
Organism: Belonocnema kinseyi
Lineage: Eukaryota; Metazoa; Arthropoda; Insecta; Hymenoptera; Cynipidae
Product: lysosomal alpha-mannosidase-like
Exons: 18
Coding region: 223-3276 (1017 amino acids)
Biological process (GO): mannose metabolic process
Cellular component (GO): lysosome
Molecular function (GO): carbohydrate binding; alpha-mannosidase activity
Source: RefSeq, a predicted model, not a curated record
CACUGCUUUUGAAUCAGUUUAUUUUUAAAAAAAGUUCGAUAUUAUUAAUAGUUAUCGAGAAGUGUUUGCGGAAUAAAAUUGUUUCUGUUUGAAGCAUGAACUUGAUUAACUGAAUAAACAUCAAAAGUAUGUUCGUUCUCCAGACAAACUGAUAUAAAUAUUCAUCGGGUACCUCACACAGUCAGUAGUGAUAGUAAAGUUCGUCUAGAAAAAAUUUUAAAAAUGUGGUCCUCGAUUUUUUUACUACAUUUGUCGGUAGUGAUACUUUCAGUGACUACAAAUGAAUACCAUACUCCAGAUAAUAAUAAAGAAUCGACAACCUGUGGAUAUAAGGCAUGUGCAAAAAUCGAUCCGAAAAAACUAAAUAUCCACAUUGUACCUCACACUCAUGAUGAUGUUGGGUGGUUACAAACAUUUGACCAAUAUUACUAUGAAAAUCAAGAUGAAUUAAACCACGGAGGAGUUCAAUAUAUCCUGAAUUCAGUAAUAAGAUCUUUGCAAGAAAGUCCAGAAAGAAGAUUCAUUUAUGUGGAAUCAGCAUUUUUCUUUAAAUGGUGGGACCAGCAAAAUGAAAAAGUUAAGACAAUUGUUCGAUCCUUAAUUGAUGAAGGAAGACUCGAAAUAAUUGGUGGAGGUUGGAGCAUGAAUGAUGAAGCAGUGACCCACUAUCAGUCUGUAAUUGAUCAAUUUUCCUGGGGCUUCAGGAGAUUAAAUGACACCUUCGGACAAUGCGCGAGGCCAAAGAUUGGAUGGCAAAUUGAUCCUUUCGGACACUCAAGAGAACAGGCAUCAAUGUUUGCCCAAAUGGGGUUCGAUGGUCUACUUUUUGCCCGUAUCGAUUAUCAAGAUAGAGGUAGACGAUACGGUAGCAAAACAGCAGAAUUCAUUUGGAGGGGUAGUCCCAGUUUAGGCGAGAAUGCUAAUAUAUUCACAUCCGUACUUUUUAAUCAAUAUAGUGCACCGGAUGGUUUUUGUUUCGAUGUUACUUGUACAGAUGAAGCUUUGAUUGAUGACCCUGAUAGUCCAGGAUACAACAUAGAUCGAAAAGUGGAGGAAUUUUUGUCCUAUGUCCAAAGUCAAGCAAGCUCCUACAGGACAAAUAAUAUUCUAAUUACUAUGGGAAACGAUUUUGCUUACAAAAAUGCUGAUAUGUGGUAUACUAACUUGGAUAAACUCAACAAGUAUAUUAAUUUGCUAAAUGGAACCGAUUAUAACGCAAUUUAUUCAACACCGUCUUGUUACAUAAAAGCUCUAAAUGAAGAAAAGUUAGCAUGGUCAUCAAAAAGUGAUGAUUUCUUCCCUUAUGGUAGUGAAUGGAAUGCAUAUUGGACUGGUUACUAUACUUCUCGACCAACGAUUAAAUUUUAUGAAAGAAUGGGCAACAACUUUUUACAAGUAGUUAAACAACUUUCAGUUGUAAGCAAUGAGCCAGAUAACUUGGCAUUGGUUAAAUUCCGUGAAGCCAUGGGCGUCUUACAACAUCACGAUGCUAUUACAGGAACAGAAAAAGAAGUCGUUGCUCACGAUUAUGCUAGAAUUUUAUCUAAAAGUAUAAACGAUGGAGAGAAAAUUAGUUCCCACACCUUGAGAAAAAUGUUACAAAAUGGAAAAAAAUCCGAAAAAACGGAAUCUCUAGAAUUCUAUUCUUGUCCAUUAUUGAAUAUAAGUUCAUGUCAGCACACAGAAGUUAAUAAAAACUUUGUUGUUACCGUUUACAAUCCAACGAGUCAGCCUCUUAGAACUUUUGUCAGACUUCCCGUCACAGGAAAAUCUUAUCAAGUAUUAGAUUACAUAGGAAACGAAGUCGUAACACAAAUAGUACCAAUUCCGACAACAAUUCAAAAAAUUCCUGGUCGACAAACCUCUGCUUCAGAUGAACUUGUAUUUUUAGCAACUGGAAUACCUCCUUUAGGAUAUUUGUCAUAUUACGUUCGCAAAAAUGAUCAUAGAAAGCGAGUUAUGGUGAACGAUUCAAUUGAAAAUCCAAAUACUCAUGCAUCGAAUAAGGCAUUUAGUAUCAGUGUUGACACAACUGGGGAAGUUAUUAUCGAAUCUAAAAUUGAAAAAGGAGUUAAACUAACACAAUCAAUCUAUUACUAUGCGGGAGUCGUAAGUGAAUACCCAGGAAAGUGGAUGGCUGGAAAUAACGGUCGUGCUUCUGGUGCCUAUAUCUUUAGACCAAAUGUAACUACUGGAAUCAGAGGUUUUCCCUAUGAUGGAAAUGCGGCACUAAUCAGAGGUCCCUUGGUGGAAGAGCUUCAUCUAACCAUCAACGAGUGGAUCAGCCAGGUUGUUAGAGUUUACGAUGGAGAAGAAAGAAUCGAAUUUAGCUGGCUUGUUGGUCCCAUUGAUAUCAAUGACGGUAUUGGAAAAGAAAUAAUAACUAAAUAUACAACAGACUUGCAAUCAAAUGGUGAAUUUUUAACUGACAGCAAUGGUCGAGAAAUGUUAAAACGAAAGAGAAAUGAACGACCAACAUGGAACUUAGACCUCGACGAGCCAGUUGCUGGAAAUUACUAUCCAGUAACGACGAAAAUCUCCAUAAGCGAUGAAGAAAGAAAAUUAAAAAUGGCUGUUCUUACUGACAGGGCACAAGGAGGCAGUAGUUUAAGGGAUGGUGAAAUUGAACUGAUGGUUCACAGAAGAUUGUUGUGCGAUGAUAAUUUUGGUGUCAACGAAGCUCUAAAUGAAACUGCUUAUGGAAUAGGAUUAGUAGCUAGAGGAGAACAUUCUGUGUUAAUUGGAAGUCAGUCCGAUUCAUUUGUACUUCAGGAAAAAAAUAAGGCUAUAAGUUUGUCGCUUCGACCUUGGAUUUUUAUUACUCCUCUUGAAACCACAUCCUAUGAUGAUUGGAAGACAAAUUAUAGGAUGCAUAGUUCUGGUCUGGCUGAAAGGUUGCCUUCCAACAUUCAUAUCUUGACUCUAGAACCUUGGAAAGAUGGAAGUGUUUUGUUGAGAUUGGAGCAUCUCUUCGAAGAAGGCGAAUCAAUCGAAUAUUCUAAGCCAGCUAAAAUAAAUCUACAGGACCUGUUCUCAGAUUUUAUCGUAACUGGAGUUCAUGAAACGACAUUGGGUGGUAAUCAGUGGUUGGAGGAUAUGGAGCGUCUCAAAUGGGUUCCCGACAAAGACUAUGUAGUAGGAAACAAUUAUACUGUUAAUCCCAUCAAUUCUAAAAUCAGAAAUGAGAUGGAAGUGCUAUUGAUGCCCAAGCAAAUUCGUACCUUUGUUGUGAAUGUUUCACCACGCGUUAGUAAUACUGAUCCCAGGUAUAUGUAAUACUAAAGCAGGGAAAGAUAAACGGUGCUAAGUCCGCUUUUGACGAAUUUUAAUUUUCUUCAAAAAUCUUACUUUCCUGCUUCUUUACACUUAUUUACGUGCAAAAUUUAAAUUUUAUAAUUUCUACUAUAAAAUUGAUUACGUAAAUGUAUCAAGAGAUUAAAUAAUUUUAGGCAAUUCAAACUGAAUGAAUAAGGUGUACUAAAAUAAACGAUUGAUGUGCUUUUUCAUUUGCAAUACAUAGUACGCUCCCCAGUGGGCCCGAAAUUUGGCGACGUCGUUACGACAUGGUUACGACAUCUUUACGACAACUUUGCGUCAUCCUAUGUCCAUGUCGUUUCAGUGUCAUUGCG